CUCUCUGGUGACGCUGCUUUCUGCUUUUGCAGCUGCCACCCGCCACCCCCUCGCCACCACCCCUGUCUGCUUAGCUAGUUUGCAAGGAGCCGCCUGAUUCUUGGGGCCCCAGCGCCAGAAGAAAAGGAAGAUAUUGGAGUCUGCGGAGCUCGAAAGAGCCUGAGCCCAGUGGGGUCUGCACCAUGUCGGCUAAAAUGAGGGAGAGGUUCGACCAGUUUCUGCAUCAGAAGAACUGCAUGACCGACCUUCUGGCUAAGAUCGAGGGCAAGACUGGGGUGAACAGAUCCUACAUAGCACUUGGUAUCAUCGGCUUGGUGGCUUUGUACCUCGUGUUUGGCUAUGGAGCCUCUCUGCUCUGCAACCUGAUAGGAUUUGGCUAUCCAGCCUAUAUCUCAAUCAAAGCUAUUGAGAGUCCCAACAAAGAUGAUGAUACACAAUGGUUGACCUACUGGGUAGUAUAUGGUGUUUUCAGUAUAGCUGAAUUCUUCUCUGACCUCUUCCUGUCAUGGUUUCCUUUCUACUACAUGCUGAAGUGUGGCUUCCUAUUGUGGUGUAUGGCCCCCAGCCCUUCAAAUGGUGCUGAAAUGCUGUAUAAGCGUAUCAUCCGCCCCUUCUUCUUGAAGCACGAAUCCCAAAUGGAUAGUGUGGUGAAGGACCUGAAAGACAAAGCCAAAGAGACUGCAGAUGCCAUCACUAAAGAAGCCAAGAAAGCUACUGUGAACUUAUUGGGUGAUGAAAAGAAAAGUACCUAAACAGCGAACUGGAUGAAAGCCCUCUUCUAUUCCACAUUUUACUCUCCUAUUACAGCUUUGUUAUGCUGGGGACUGUGGUAUAGUAAUAAUAAUAACAUUGCCUUGGAAACCUUUUUGAUCUAUUAAAAAGGAAUGUGUUGUAAGUUUUUUGCUUACUUUUUUGCUGCUGUCUGUAUAAGCAGUGAGCAUUUUAAUUUAAAAAUUUAUUCAAUGCAGUGGACAGUGUUCAAAGUUUCUUGAGAAUGUAUUCUUUUCCUCUUUGAGUUAGGAAAAACAUGUCAUACCACAGUGAAUUCAAAUAAAAUUAAAUAUCCCACAGGCUCUAUGCUUUACUGGCUUUUCUGUGCAUGUAUCUUCUUGUAUUUAUGGUUUGUGGGUUUUCAUGUAUUGUAUGAUUUUUGUACUAUGAUUCUUAAUGUUUUAAACCUUUUUGUGUACAUGCAAAAAAUGUUUCAAAGGGUAGAUUUAAACUAUUAUGCUAGAUAAGGUACAAUUUAACAAUAUGAAUUUUGUACCAAUGAUGUUAUUUCAGUGAUUGCCUAUGCCAUUUGUUACUGUUCUGUGCAAAAAGUGAAAGCACUUAUUUGAAUAAUUAUGAAAACCUAAUAAAAACAGCAUGAUGUCACUGGUUAGUUUUUUCCUAGGAUGACCUCUAUUAAGAAUGACAAUAUAAAAAAUGAUAGAAAAAUGGACAAUGAUAUAAUUAUUAUACAAUUAUGAAGUCUAAUGAGAUUUGUAUAGCUUUGUCAACUUAUUUAUAAUUAAUAUGUCUAGCUUUUCCCCCCCAAAAAAAUUACAAAAGUUGAAUACAUACAUAUCAAUAAUUAAAGGUCUGCUACAUCAGAUAGCAAGGAUUUUCUGUAAAUUGUCAAGUUUAUUCUAGUUUAUUGGAAUUUCACCUGCUGCCAUGUUUAGUCUUCCCUCAGUCUAGAUAAGAUUAUUUCUUAAGUCUUUUUGCAGAAACUAUCCCUGUUUUUUAAUUAUUUUCCUUUAAACACUAAUAAAAGACCUUUAAUUCUGACCACAUGCUGUAUAUCUGUGUAAUUUGAAUAACAUAAUCAUUAGAUCUAAAACCAGUGAUGGAGAGAAUAGAACAAGCAAGAAUUCACCAACUGAACUUUAAAUCUAAUUACAGGUUUUCUCAAAACUUCCCUCCAUUUUAUUCCUCUGGCUUUUUAAGUCAGAUAAGAGGCAACCUUGUCCUUUAAAUCAUGUUCUUGUAGUUGCCCAUUAAAUGCUUCAAUUUCUUUUUUCUGUUGAAAUUAUUUCCUGAUACCAGUUCAGGCACAGUCCAAAAGUUUGAAGUCACAUAAUUAUUGCAGGUCAAAUAUAUUACAGACACAUUGAUAGCAAAAAGGGCUGCAAGAAAACUGAAACUUAGAGAAUUUUUAGCUUCCUUUUGGCUUGGAUAACAAGAAGUUAACAAUCCCAUAAAUACCAAUUAGUAAAUUAUGUUCAAAAUUAUUGUACUUAAGAUAAUAUAUUUUAUUAGAUAAUCAGAUAUGAUCAUAAUGAGAAAAUAUAAAACUGAAAGGCAAGAUCUUAAAUAAUAUUAUACUAUAAUAAUGAAAGGCUAAUAUUAACAUUUUGAUAUGUAAUAAAUAGAAUUUGAGCAUUUGGGGGAAUAUAUUAAUAAUUGUGAAAAUUGUGAAUUUAAAUUUCCUUCCAAGUAUCAGUAAAGGUGAUUUUUUUUUUUUUUUUUGCUGAGGCAAUUGGGGUUAAGUGACUUUCCCAGGGUCACACAGCUAGGAAGUAAGUGUUAAGUGUCUGAGACCACAUUUGAACUCAGAUCCUCCUAAUUUCAGUACCCUAUCCACUGCACCACCUAGCUGCCCAUGAAUUAUUUCUUUUAAAAAAAAAAACCCUAAGUAAACCAUAUCACCAAAUCAAAGGAAAGCAAAAAUAAUUACUUGGGGAAAAAUCAAUUCCUAUAGCCAAAAUUAAAUUAUUUCUAAAGUUUCAAAUGUAUUUUCCUUGGAGAGAUGAACCACACUUUUCUGACAUAAAAAUAGAAUUACCUUAAAAUUUUAUAUAUAGAAUAUAUAUCAUUAGAUAAGUUGGGGGAUUCUAACUUUCUCUGUUGCUCUUAAGUUACAAGCUAUCAAUAAACAACUGCUGUUAGAUGUAAAGUAACAAUUCAAAAAUAUAAAAGCAUUUGAAUUGUGUACCUUUCAAAAAAUACUUCUCUCUGGAUUCAUUGGUUCCAGCAGCUGAAACACCAUUGUAAUUAAUAGAAAUUGUUAUUGUGAAAUUGCUUCUGUCAGACUUUUAUGAAAUAAAGGUCUCCUAGAAAAA
This is a messenger RNA of Antechinus flavipes (yellow-footed antechinus), 3047 nucleotides long. RefSeq names its product receptor accessory protein 5 (gene REEP5). The transcript has 5 exons. The record is from RefSeq and is a predicted model, not a curated record. The coding region runs from base 183 to 752 and encodes 189 amino acids. NCBI's taxonomy places the organism in Eukaryota, Metazoa, Chordata, Mammalia, Dasyuromorphia, Dasyuridae.